UUGACAGUAGUAUAUUUUAUUUGUUUUUCAUGAAACCAACUUAUCACCUUGAAACAAAUAUUCAAUCCUCAAAUUUUUCAAAAACUAUCUAUAAAAAAUGGCUGAAGGAGCAAACUUUGCUCCAAAUCUACAACACACACCAUCAAUAUUCGAAGUUUCAGCAUCCGAAGUACUUGACAAUCUAAUCUACCCUGCCUUUUCAAAAAUCUUCGAUUACUUUGGAUUGAAAUUAAACAUAAGAAUCAAUGAAACUGCCUUCUCUGAAGACCUCUCUCCCGUCAUAACAUUUGCACUUCAAUAUUUCUACCUCAAACAAAGAGGUGGCUCAUUUGGUGAGAGUUUCUAUGGUCUACAACGAACAUCUGCCUUAAAUGGAGAUUUAAUCUCAAAUCGAAAGAAAUUCCUAUCGGCUUCGCUACUCACUUUACUGCCAUACUUUGAAAGGAAACUAAGACAACGAAGUACACAACACGAAAGCACCGAGUGGGAAGAGUAUCUAAUUAAGGCCUUCCAUGCUUACAAUGCUGCCAAGGCUGUCAAUACAUUCCUAUACCUUGCCAAGUAUUCAGUAAGCCAUUCCCCGAUUCUACGUUUUCUUGGAUUGACAUUGCGCUACCCAAAAGAUCCACCUCGGGAAGACAAGGCUUCUUACAUGAUUUUAAAACUCCUCGAGGUAAUGGCAUUCUUUCUGCAAUUCAUCCAAUGGUGGUAUUCAAACAAACAGCGCCAAAAUAUUGGUGGUCUUCAAAAUCCCGAUGCCAUUAGAAAAUCCAAAUUAAACGAGCACCAGAAUCCAAAUGGAAUGUGUCCCAUUUGCUUGAUGAAGAUCUCCAAUCCAACAGCGUGUGCAGUGUCCGGCUAUGUCUUUUGCUGGAAAUGCAUAGCCAAUCAUCUAAAACAGAGAAAGAAGUGUCCCGUCUCUGGAUAUCCCAUUGGCAUUGAAGAUCUAGUUAGGAUCUAUGAAAAUUAGUUUUGUAAGAAAAAAAGGCAAUAUUAGGGAACCCGACUGAACACCUCUGAUUUUGAUGAUUUUUUUUUCAAACGUUGGUUAUUAAAAAUCUAUGGAGUUUGGUCAUAACAACAUAAGUCUUUUUCAGAUAUAUAUAUC
Messenger RNA from Episyrphus balteatus (marmalade hoverfly), 1108 nucleotides. RefSeq names its product peroxisome assembly protein 12 (gene Pex12). The transcript has a single exon. Gene Ontology annotation, cellular component: peroxisomal membrane; peroxisomal importomer complex. The record is from RefSeq and is a predicted model, not a curated record. Lineage: Eukaryota; Metazoa; Arthropoda; Insecta; Diptera; Syrphidae. Gene Ontology annotation, biological process: protein import into peroxisome matrix; protein monoubiquitination. Gene Ontology annotation, molecular function: ubiquitin-protein transferase activity; protein binding; zinc ion binding. Bases 98 to 970 code for a protein of 290 amino acids.